AUGGUCAAGCCAAUGGUGAUAGAGGAAGCUUCGCUUAAUCCCGAGCUAUACGGUUUAAGACGGUCACAUCGAGAGAGAAAGGGUCCAGCUAUAGUAGAAUCUGAUUCUGAAACAGAGGACUUUGAGCCACGGAAGAAAAGAAAACAAGUCAAUAAUGAUGAUUAUUAUGAUGAUGAUGUUGACGACGAUGAUGAUGAUCUCGCGAAUGAAGAUGGAGAUGAAGAUCUUGGUGGUGAGGACGAUUUCAUAGACGAUGACGAUGAUGACGAUGACGAUUUCACAAUCGGUACUAAACUGAAGAAGAAACUGAGCAAUAGUAAAAAGAAGAAACCCCAGCUGCAUCUGCAGCGGAAGUCUGGCUCAGUUAGGUCAAGGAAGAAAAAGAAGACAUCACUGUCAACUUUAAAGUCCAAGUCCAAAUCAUCAACUCCAGCCUACCCAAUUCAAGAACUUAGAUUCUCCACAAGAAAUAGCAAAAUUGUCAAUUACAACAUUGAUGAUGAUAACGAUGAUGAUUUGCUUGAAAGCGAUGAUUAUGAUGAAAAAAAUGGAAAAGCCAAUGAAGGAGGAGAAUAUGACGAAGAUGAUGAUGAUGAGGAGGAGGAUGCAAAUGGCGAUUAUUAUUACUAUCAACAGGCCAUUGAACCCGAGAUUGAAAGAGGGAUCGACUUUGUCAUGGAUCACAAAUUGAACCCUGAUAAUGCCGAAGUGACAAAUGAGCCCAAGUUAGAUUACUUGUUCAAAAUAAAAUGGUCUGAUGCAUCGCAUAUGCAUAAUACAUGGGAAACUUACAAGGACCUCAAAGAGUAUAAAGGUUUUAGAAAAGUUGACAAUUAUAUCAAGCAAUUUAUCAUUUAUGACAAUGAAGUACGGAACGAUCCUUUAACCACGAAAGAAGAUAUCGAGGCUAUGGAUAUAGAGCGAGAGCGAAGGCGCGAUGAGCAAGAAGAGUAUACGCACGUUGAGCGAAUUGUAGAUAGUCAGCGAGUUGAAAAGGAUGAUUCUCAGACAAGAUUGGAAUAUUUUGUCAAGUGGAAAAGAUUAUAUUACGACGAAUGUUCUUGGGAGGAUGCAGAGGAGAUUGCCAAGAUUGCACCGGAACAAGUAAAGAAAUUUCAACAACGACUUAAUUCCAAGAUCUUUCCUCACCAGUCGGCCACGUAUUCAGUAGUCAAUAGGCCCAAGUUUGAAAAGCUUACAAAGCAGCCUAUUUUCAUCAAAAAUGGAGAGUUGAGAGAUUUCCAAUUGACAGGAUUGAAUUGGAUGGCUUUCCUCUGGUCAAGAAACGAGAAUGGUAUCUUAGCAGAUGAGAUGGGGUUGGGGAAAACCGUACAAACGGUUGCAUUCUUAUCGUGGUUGAUUUUCUCAAGACGACAAUAUGGACCACAUUUGGUAGUGGUACCAUUAUCGACUAUACCGGCUUGGCAGGAGACCUUUGAAAAAUGGGCACCAGAUGUCAAUUGCGUGUACUAUUUGGGAAACGGUGAAGCACGUAAGACAAUUAGGGAGUACGAAUGGUAUACCACUGGAGGCAGUGGAGGAGGUCGUAAGCCCAAAUUCAAUAUCUUGCUUACAACAUAUGAAUACAUCUUAAAAGAUAGGGCAGAGCUCGGUUCAUUUAAAUGGCAGUUUUUGGCAGUUGAUGAAGCGCACCGUUUAAAAAAUGCAGAAUCGUCACUUUAUGAAUCACUCAAGAGCUUUAAAUGUGCAAACAAAUUGUUGAUUACUGGUACACCAUUGCAGAACAAUAUGAAGGAGUUGGCAGCUUUAUGUGAUUUUCUUAUGCCCGGAAAAUUCAGCAUUGAGCAAGAGAUUGAUUUCGAUACACCCGACGAAGAUCAAGAGCUCUAUAUCAAAGACUUGCAAAAGAAAAUCAAUCCAUUUAUAUUGAGGCGUUUGAAAAAAGAUGUUGAAACGUCACUUCCUGGUAAAACAGAAAGAAUUUUGCGUGUUGAGUUGUCGGACAUACAAACUGAUUACUACAAGAAUAUCAUUACCAAAAAUUAUGCUGCGUUGAAUGCUGGUAACAAAGGCUCUCAAAUUUCAUUGCUUAAUGUCAUGAGUGAGUUGAAAAAGGCUUCGAAUCAUCCAUAUUUAUUUGAUGGCGCUGAAGAAAGAGUACUUUCCAGAGCGGGUUCCUAUAGUAGAGAAAAUGUCUUGAAAGGAAUGGUCAUGUCGUCUGGUAAAAUGGUUUUGCUUGAGCAGUUGUUAACAAGGCUCAAAAAGGAGGGCCAUAGGGUAUUGAUUUUUUCGCAGAUGGUGCGGAUGUUGGAUAUAUUGGGAGAUUACAUGUCAAUAAAGGGUUACGCGUUUCAAAGGUUGGAUGGUGGUAUACCGUCGUCACAAAGAAGAAUUUCUAUAGACCAUUUCAAUGCCCCUGACUCGAAGGAUUUUGCAUUUUUGCUUUCGACAAGAGCUGGUGGAUUAGGGAUCAAUUUGAUGACUGCUGAUACCGUAAUCAUUUUUGAUUCCGACUGGAACCCUCAAGCUGACCUUCAAGCAAUGGCUCGGGCACAUCGUAUUGGACAAAAGAAUCAAGUGCUGGUUUACCGAUUUGUUAGUAAGGAUACCGUUGAAGAGCAGAUUUUAGAAAGGGCAAGGAAAAAAAUGAUUCUUGAGUAUGCUAUUAUUUCAUUGGGAAUCACUGACCCAAGUGCCAAGAAGAAUAGCAAGGCCGAGCCUUCUGGAAGUGAGCUAUCACAGAUUUUGAAAUUUGGUGCUGGAACGAUGUUCAAGGACAAUGACAAUCAACAGAAGUUGGAGAAUUUGAAUUUGGAUGAUGUCUUGAACCACGCCGAAGAUCACGUCACCACACCCGACUUGGGUGAGUCGAACUUGGGAUCUGAGGAGUUUUUAAAACAAUUUGAAGUUACUGAUUACAAGGCGGAUAUCGAAUGGGAUGAUAUAAUUCCUCAGGAGGAGUUGACGAAAUUGAAAGAUGAGGAAAAGAGGAGAGCCGACGAGCAGUUUUUGCAGCAACAGAUUGCAAUGUACUCUAGAAGAACCGCGGCAGUGCGUAAACUCGAGAAUGGCUCAACAAACCCAAGUGAUUACGAAGAUAGCGGUGAAGAUACGAAACCCAGCGGCAGUCGAAGAAGAGGUACGACAACAAGAACAGCAAUGGAUCAUCAAUUAUCGGAAAAAGAAAUUAGAGGUAUUUACAGGUCAAUCCUUAAGUGGGGUGAUUUGCAUGGUAAAUGGGAACAGUUGGUUGAAGAAGGCACAAUAUCCAACAAGAACCCUGUUUACAUCAAGCAUGCAUAUAACGAGAUUGUCAGUAUAUCAAAGAAGAUGGUGAAAGAAGAAGAAACAAGAAGAGCACAGGCUUUGGCAGAAUUGGAGAGAAAAGCCAAGGAGCAAAGAGAGAAUUCUUUAAAGGAUGGUGAUUCCAAUGGCAACAAUAACCAAACGGCAUUGUGGAUUGCAAAGAAGAAGGAAAAGAAAGCUGUGUUAUUUGAGUAUCAAGGUGUCAAGAAUAUAAAUGCCGAGCUUGUUCUUAAUCGACCUUUGGACAUGAAGGCAUUAGAUGCCAUUGUCCCUAAUGGCGAUCCAUUAAAGAUACAAUUGCCAAAGCAGCCCAAAGCAGUUCAAUCAUGGAGCUGUGAGUGGACAGCAAAAGACGAUAGCAUGUUGCUUGCUGGGGUAUACAAAUUUGGCUAUGGAUCCUGGAUUCAAAUCAGAGACGACCCAGUUUUGGGAUUGCAAAAUAAAUUGUUUUUAGAGACGCCAGCAUCGAGUAAAGUUGCAAAUAGCUCUGGUACUAACGCUGCUGCAAGUGGUUCCGAAGUUGCAAAGGAUGGCAAGGAUGGCAAGGAUGGGAAAGAAGCAAAGGACACUAAAAAGGUGCCAAAUGCUGUCCACCUUGGAAGAAGAGUUGACUACUUGUUUACAUUACUUCGAGAAAGUGAUGACAAUAAUAAUGGCAGUGGCCCAGCACCGGCACCGGUGCCAAAGCGUAGAGUCAAGAGACCUGAUGCUUUGAAUGGCAAGAGCAGCAAGAAGAUGAAGUCUGAAACACCUGAUAUCAGUGUACGACCAAUUAAACCUAAACCAAUGAACCUGCAGUUGCAUCAACAUCUGCAUCAGCUGCAUAAGGCUUCUUCGAAAAGCCCUAAGCUUGAAAGUAGCAAACUUCACCAACCACACUCAGCACCUACAGUUUCAACGAUGCGUCUGCAUGACUUGGAAUACGAAAGCAUGGAUGAAGCAUCUUGUAAGGCAACCAUGCAUCCGGUUUCUAAAUCGUUGCACAAGUUACAUAGAGGCAGCAAAGGUCUUGAUAAGCAUCAAUGGGCAACUGUAUUAAAAGAGGAGUUGAUUAGAGUGGGUGAUCAUAUCCAUUCAGAAGUGAGCAAAACUAAACAAGCAGAAGAAGCCACAACAUUGCUGAAACACCUUUGGUCGUUUGCUGGAUUGUACUGGCCUAGUAAAGUACCAAGCAGUAAAAUCAGUGAAAUGUAUAAGCGAUUAACGACAAAAGCAAAAGCACCCAAGAGCGAGUAA
This is a messenger RNA of Lodderomyces elongisporus, 4503 nucleotides long. It is a transcript of the gene hrp3, whose product is annotated as chromatin-remodeling ATPase. The transcript has a single exon. NCBI's taxonomy places the organism in Eukaryota, Fungi, Ascomycota, Pichiomycetes, Serinales, Debaryomycetaceae. Gene Ontology annotation, biological process: nucleosome organization; regulation of transcription by RNA polymerase II. Gene Ontology annotation, cellular component: nucleus; chromatin. Bases 1 to 4503 code for a protein of 1500 amino acids. Gene Ontology annotation, molecular function: DNA binding; ATP-dependent chromatin remodeler activity; chromatin binding. The record is from RefSeq and is a predicted model, not a curated record.